Molecule: messenger RNA, 2151 nt
Organism: Sinocyclocheilus anshuiensis
Lineage: Eukaryota; Metazoa; Chordata; Actinopteri; Cypriniformes; Cyprinidae
Product: catenin delta-2-like
Exons: 11
Coding region: 1-2151 (716 amino acids)
Biological process (GO): dendritic spine morphogenesis; cell-cell adhesion
Cellular component (GO): adherens junction; postsynaptic density; plasma membrane
Molecular function (GO): protein binding
Source: RefSeq, a predicted model, not a curated record
AUGGUUCACCCGAUGACUCCUCGCGCUUAUCUCAGUAAGAGCAGUCCUGUGGUGAAGAGGGAGCUUUUUCGUCUUUUUUUCCCUCCCUCCCUCACUUCUCCUCUGGCUCCUUUUCUCUCUCUCGUUGAAGUCUUUGGAUCUGAACGUGCUGCUGCAUGUCAGUCCCGUGAGGCCGGGCAACUGGAGGGCCACCGCUCCUCAAUCAUGCUGCUGGUUCUGGCUGCCUUGCUCUCUGGCGUCUGGCUCCGGCGCAUCCAUCUGAACAGAAGUUCAGCCGAUGAGCAGUAUCGCUGGAAUACCCAAGAUGGACAGAAAGAUAUUGAGGAGGAACUAAACACAGGUCUGGAACUGGUGGAUUCGUGUAUCCGCUCCCUGCAGGAGUCUGGGAUCUUGGAUCAUCAGGAAUAUACCACAGCUGAUAGACCGAGUCUGCUCUCUCAGAGCUCACUGCAGCUCAGCUCGAACCCAGAGGGCUCGCUCCAGUACUCCGCCAGCUACCAUAGUAACCAGACCCUAGCCCUGAGCGACUGCUUGUCCGCACCACAAUCUCAGCAGCCUCAGCCCCCUCCGCGCUCCAGCGGGCAGCCCGGAGGAGCUGUGCACAGCUACAACCAGGUGACAUCUAACCGUGCAGCCCAGCUCGCGGCGGGCGACUCUUGUCAGAGCCAUGGCAGUGCCCUGCUGUCUGAUUCCCAGCACCCCUCUGCAGUGUCCAGCCCGGGCCUGUAUUACUCCAGCUCUACUCUGCCUGCCCAGCGCAUCAGCUCACCCCUGAACUCAAUGCAGUCCACGGCGGCCAGCGGAUCCCCAGCUAAACUGCAGCGUCUGGGCUCGGCCUCCGACACACCCGGCUACGCCACCACCCAGCGUCUGCCCUCCUCGUCCUCCUCAGCCUCCCCCAAGCCUUCCCCAGGCAGGCUUGCGAAAUCCUAUAGCAGUAGCUCACCGAUCAAUGCGGUGGGCAUCGGAGGAUCACCCGGUACUCACGCUUCAGGCUCCCCUCACCGGUUGAUGUCUCCUCCCAAUAACGCGUCGCCUAUCUAUCAGCAGCUGCAGACCGCGGGAGUGUCGACUUACGCUACGCUUUCACCCCCCAAAAGGCUGGUGCACUCAUCUGAGCAGUACAAGAUAUCCCACGAUCUCUACGCCACCGCCACUCUACAGAGACCAGGCAGUCUUGCUGGAUCUCGAGGUUCGUACAGCAGUCAACACGCUCACCUGGGCCCCGAGCUGAGGCCCCUGCAGUCCCCUGAGCACCACAUCGAUCCCAUAUAUGAAGACAGAGUCUACCAGAAAGUCCCUAUGAGAAGCUUGAGCCAGAGCCAGGGAGAAGCGCUCCCUCCGGGCCACACUGGAACCUACCGGAAUAACACGGCCCCGUCCUCCCCCGGCGUUGACUCCGUACCCUUGCAGCGAACAGGAAGUCAGAAUGCCACAGGGACGUUUCCCAGAGGCGGCUAUGUGUCCGGUCAGGGCGCCAAUUACACGGAUACUUACCGCACGUUGCCGUACUGCUCUUCAGUGGAGUCUCCCUACAGCAAGUCUGGCCCUGCCCUGCCACCCGAGGGCAACCUGGCCCGCUCGCCCUCCAUCGACAGCAUUCAGAAGGAUCCCAGGGAAUUCGGUUGGCGAGAUCCUGAAUUACCUGAAGUCAUUCAGAUGUUGCAGCACCAGUUUCCCUCAGUUCAGUCCAACGCAGCGGCAUAUCUGCAACACCUCUGCUUUGGAGACAACAAGAUUAAAGCUGAGAUACGGAGGCAGGGCGGUAUUCAGUUGUUGGUGGACCUGUUGGAUCACAGAAUGGCUGAAGUACACAGAAGCGCCUGUGGUGCCCUGAGGAACCUCGUUUACGGCAAAGCCAAUGAUGAUAAUAAAAUCGCUCUGAAGAAUUGCGGUGGAAUUCCUGCGCUGGUCCGCCUGCUGCGUAAGACCUCAGAUGUGGAAGUCAGAGAACUGGUCACAGGUGUGUUGUGGAACCUGUCCUCCUGUGAUGCUCUGAAGAUGCCUAUAAUCCAGGACGCUCUAGCCGUCUUGACCAACACCGUGAUUAUACCCCAUUCCACCUGGGACGUGUCCCCACAUCAGGAGGACCGCAAGCUUCAAAUGCACACGUCCCAAGUACUUCGCAAUGCCACCGGCUGCCUGAGGUGA